AUGGCACCUUCGAUCGCUUCUAGUGAGAACCGGCCCGAGUCCGGGCGCCCGGUAGAACACGCCCACAAGACUUCGCUCUCGAGCAGCGCCGACCCGAACUCGGCCCUAAUGGGGGAGCGUGCAGUGGACAGUGUCGGUUCGAAUGGCUUCUCCCUACGCUCAAUGCAGCAUCGCGACCGCGAGGGCAAGCUGAUCACGGAUCCUGACUUGUCCAACCCUACCCGUUAUCGAUUCGAGCGGCCCUUGGAUACAAUUCGGUCCUUUGAGGCGGCGAUUGAACGACGCAGACGGGAAAAUGCUGGCUUGUAG
Messenger RNA from Aspergillus japonicus CBS 114.51, 309 nucleotides. Its product is annotated as DUF2406 domain-containing protein. Lineage: Eukaryota; Fungi; Ascomycota; Eurotiomycetes; Eurotiales; Aspergillaceae. The record is from RefSeq and is a predicted model, not a curated record. The transcript is spliced from 3 exons. The coding region runs from base 1 to 309 and encodes 102 amino acids.